Molecule: messenger RNA, 2549 nt
Organism: Thermothelomyces thermophilus ATCC 42464
Lineage: Eukaryota; Fungi; Ascomycota; Sordariomycetes; Sordariales; Chaetomiaceae
Exons: 1
Coding region: 769-1854 (361 amino acids)
Biological process (GO): positive regulation of transcription from RNA polymerase II promoter by glucose
Cellular component (GO): nucleus
Molecular function (GO): sequence-specific DNA binding
Source: RefSeq, a predicted model, not a curated record
CAUCGCCGUGCGCACACCUCAUGCCACAAAGGCGGAGAAAAUCGGCUUGGCCCCUUGGGCCCACGAGGCCCAGCAGCUGCAGCAUGGGUGGGCUUGGUCUGAGCUGCCCAGUGCCAACUUCGCGCAUUGGUUGCAUCCGUCUGAAUGUUCGCUGCGAGGUACGGAUGUACAGUACAUACAGUACCUGCCUUGUAGCCCAUGUAUGUACUUCCCCUGCCCGGUGACGAGCACAAACCUUCCCAUUCGCAAUCCUGUGCCCAGGCACCACAUGGUUUAAUACUGCCCUGGCCUGCCAUUCCUUGGCCUGCUCUCUUCUUUUUUGCUUCUCCAAAGCGAACAACAAAGCAACCCUUCUCACCACUUGACUUUACAUCAAGAGAGUCAUCUCUUGUCACAGAAGAUCGAUCAUCCGCAGCAGCUCUGCCAUUUUGCCCACCGCACUUUUGUCCGACAAGCCUUCGGCCAAAAGUUGUUAAUCAGAAAGCUGCGCAUUUGCUUCAGACAUCUGUGAGUGUGACUCAAAAAGUUCCAACCCAGCGGACAAUUCCCAAUCCCGCCCCUCAGCCGGUGGCCAUCGGCCAACAACACCAAAGAACCUUGAUGGCUCGCGCGACCGCUAUCACCAGCGCCAGCGCCAGCGGCAGCCAGCGCCCAUCAACGCGACGCACCGUGUGUACCAAGAGAAGUAGUGCUGACACACGGGUGCGCCGCAUUGCAGACACGUCUCGAAGCAAGCCGACAUCCCCGAGAAACGUCAAUAUGGCAACUAUGGCAUCUGCUGUCCGCGAUAUCGCGAUGACCUCCGGCCGAGACAACUUAGCUGCUGUAGCGGCGCGGAGCGUCCCUGUGGCAACCAACCCGACCGACCUCCCGACUCCCCCGAACUCCAUCUCCCCCUCGCUGCCUCCGCAUGGGCUCAAGGCCCAGCUGCAGCGGGCCCGUCUUGACUCGAUCGACUCAGACCUGGACCUGCUGGACGGCAGGGGCGAACACGACGCCGGACUGGGAUCCCCGCCGCACGACUCGGCCGGCGCCAUCACGCCGGCUAUGCUAGCCAAAUUUCAUCUGCCCGAGAUCCUGCUCAACCACGGUCCGCUGCCGAUUCGACACAUAAUGGGCUAUCUCACCACUUCGGUCCCGGGGUUCGCGGGCAUCGCGCCGGCAAAGGCGCGCAGGCUGGUGGUGGCCGCUCUGGAGGGGAAGGGAAGCGGGAACGACGGAGGCGGGCGGGAUGGUGAUGUGGAGUUUCUGAAGGUGGGCUGGGGACGGUGGGACGCGAAGCGACGGGGACAGCCUCCCCGGGACUCGCUGUCGCGUCAAGCAUCGCCCGGCGCCCACCCGAACAGCAUACCCAUCAUCAAAACCCCCGGGUGGGACUCGGAACGGUCACGACUCGGCGCGAACCUCGGGUCUAGUUCGGGCGGUUUCUCGGCCGCCUUUUCGCACGACGACCGGUUCAUGGACACCGACAUGGACAUGAUGGACCACGAAGCCGACAAGAUGUCGCUCGACGGCUCCGGUUCGGCAUCGUGCUCCGAGGCCCCCGACGACGACGAUAUGCCGAGGCACAAUGACGAUCCGGAGGACGCGACUGACGACGAGGACUGGGCAGCCGUUGGCGCGGCGGCGCUCCGUGCGUCGUCAUACCAAGCCCGGUUCAACCAGCAAUCCCCUUUCAACAGCAUUCAUCCUUUUGGCGGCGGCAUCCGCUCGUUUUCGGCAGGCAUGGCGCGCCCGCCGCAGCUAAACGCACCGCCGCGCAACUUAAACGUACCCUCGACGUCGGGAGUCGUGGCCGCUGACGCACAGGAGCGCGAGGCUGUAGAGGCUCUCCUUCGUCUGGGAUCGAUGUAAUACCACAAAUCACGGCACUUUUUUUUCGCACGGAGUAGCAUGGGCGAGGCGUUUUCAACAAAGGGGUUAGGGACUUGGGAAUCAUCAUCUCAUCAUUAUCAUCAUCAUCAUUCCCGCAGGUUAACAACACACUUCUGUUGCCGGGCGUGGAGCUAUUUGGGUUUAGGGAUUCUGGGCUAUCAGGGACUGGUUGUUUUGGGACUUUUCCCCCCUAGUUUCACGGUUUCGGUCCGGUCCGGUUUGGCUUUGGGAACCACGGCUGGGUUGGCCGGGACAUUGGUCGAGGCGGCGCCCUCUCUUCAACGCAUACCCCAGUGGCUUGACUCGCUAAGACAUCCACCUAUCUCAUCACGAAGUACUACGGCGUCGUUCUCGGUUACGUGCAUACUUUUAGAUCGCAGGUCGACCACCUCAACUCAGCCUAUUCAUAAUCCCAAACCCGGUCAUCGGAAUAUCCACCUCGACAAGCAUCAGCCGGCGGAGUCGACCACAUCUCACGACUUCUUGGUUCGGUACUUCGCUUGCCGCUCGAUGCUCGUAUUGCAUCUGUCAUUCCGAUCAACAAACUCGUCAUGUGGAAACAUCGUCUCUUCUCUUUUUUUUUAUUAACAUAUCAAUUUUGUAAUAGAUGAAGGAACGAAAAUUGGCUUGAUUAAGCUAAGAAAUGAAAUAAAACAGCACCCCCGGGAACAGGC